UUUCCCGAAGUUUGAUUGGUUAGAUCUGUGUUGUUUUUCAAAACGGACGGCGGCUUCUUAGACACAGAACAGCUGAAGAACAUCUGAUCUACAAAAAUAUACUAUGUGAAAAGUGUAUUGGUACUGUUAUAGAGAUGAAUGAAUAGUACAAGAUAGUAGACGCAUUUUUAUUCAUUUUAUGAGUGGAACAAGUAAAAAUGGCAAACAGUUCAUGAUAAACUCUUGCGGUUGCUUUGUGGCAGUGUCAUUGUGUAUUCCAUUUAUGAUUUAGCAGUAGGACGGAAGAUAAGUGCACUGGUAGAAAUUUGAGGGACAAAAACUUCAUAUCUGGAUGUACAGUUCCUUGUCAGCGUUAUCAUCAUCAUCACCAUCAUCACCACCCUCAUUUCAUUUUCAUUUAGAUUUUCAUACCUUGAUUUUGGAAGAUGUCUAAAAGUAGCAUUUCAAAGAAGCCUCCACGAUUGCGUUUACCAUUGAAAAAUCUUAGCAAUAAUUUAAGUUUUCUGAAUGCACUUAAUAUUGCACCAUCAAAAAUGAAUUCACCAGUCACCAAUCUUGCCCAGAAUCUGAGCGAACUACAUACAGGGAGAGGAGGAACACCAAGAAGAAAGUUGUCUUUAUCCAGCAUCGAUACACCACCCACACAAUGCCAACCAACGCCUGAUCGACUUGAUUCUUCAGAAUCAGGAUGUUUCAUGGACUCUCCUACACCACUGGAUUCACCCACAUUAGAAAUGAGCCUUCAGAGGUUUGCAUCAUCAAUCAAGCCAGAGAUACCUGCAGAAGCAUUUACUAAGAAGAAGACCAUAGCUUUCAGAAGAAUACAGUCGUUACCGCCACCUAUGAUGAGACUGAGUCCUGUUGACUUCCAGGACAAAGAAAAUACAGUCACAGCAGCCGACAAUGACAGUCCAAUGUCACCUGACUCUGGUCUCCCAGACAACCACAGACCAGUUUUCUUUAUUGAAGAAAACAGUUCACAAGACAGUGGUCUUUGUCUUGACAGCAGGGAUUUUGAAUUUGCUGCACCCGUUGGUGUACCAAAACGUAGCAAGUUAAAGAUCAUUAGUGAAGAUACAUGUUCCCCCUUGAAGUACUCUCCAGUCAAAAGUUCUCCGUCCAGGGUCAGACCAAAGUCAUUCUCAGGUCUAAAAUUCUCAGAUAGUAAAGCCAUGUUCCAGUCAGAUAGUCCACUUAAGAUGUGUCCAUUGGCUAGUUUUGAUGAAGAAGAUGUUGAUGAUGGUUUUCUAGACUUGAUAGACCACGAAGACAAUUCUGAGUCAUCAGGAGUACCUGACACAAUGGCCAAGUUGUUUAAUGCACCAGUUCUAAGCCAAACCCCAGAAUGUGAAGAUUAUGUACCAAAGGUUUCAGACAGUUUUGGAAAGUUGUUUAGUGCACCUGUACCCAGUCAGACCCAAGUAACUGACGAGGAAACACCAAAGUUGCGAAGAAGUAGAUCACUUUUCAACAGGUCUCAAUCGUUUGAUGUCAGAGGUCGCAACAAACGUUUUCCUGCAAGUGACGACUCAACACCACACCAGCAGAGUAAAAGACGCAAAUCCUUUGCUGUUGAUGAAGAUGAAGUGAAAGAGACCAAGAGUAUGCCAUUGCCAAGGUUACACAGAUGUCAUUCCGAGACAGAUGCCAUGAUCAAGAUGGCUCUCAACAAAAUAUAUGACGAACCAGAUCUGAUUGCUGAUUGUUCCAAACCUUAUUCAUUACCCGUCAUUCCAGGCAAAAAACAAGAUCUCAAGUCCAUAUCAUCAGAAACAGUACGUCAGCUAUUAGACAAUGAAUAUUCCCACGUUAUAGAAAAGUUCAUAAUCAUAGACUGUCGUUAUCCAUACGAAUACCAAGGAGGUCACAUAAGAGGAGCUAAGAAUAUCUACACCAGAGAAUCUAUAACAGAAGAGUUCUUGAGGAAUCCUACACAACCAGAAGAUCCAGAAAAAAGAAACAUUCUCAUCUUCCACUGUGAAUUUUCUUCAGAAAGAGGACCCAAUUUGUCCAGAUUUUUGCGUCAACAAGACAGACAUGCUAACAAAGAAUGUUACCCCGCCUUACAUUACCCAGAGGUGUAUUUAUUAGAAGGAGGCUACAAGGUGUUCUAUGAACAGUUUUCGGAAUACUGUGAUCCCAUAAGUUACAAACCCAUGCUACAUAAAGACCAUUCCGACGAUCUCAGACACUUCAGAAUCAAGUCCAAGUCUUGGGCAGGAGAGAAGACCAACCGUCCUGGUUUCCGACCAUUGAAAUUCUGAAGAUUUUUCUAGCUUUAUCUUUUUUCUUCCCUAUCCUCUGACUUUUAACAUUCUAUUUUAAUGUUUUAUUAAUCAUUGUUGAAAAAGUUUGCCAUGUUUGGCAGCUCAAAGUGCUCAAUUCAUCCAUGGACAUUUUAACAUGCCUUGUAUAUUAAAGCCCCUGUACAGGAAAGUGAAAGAGAGAAUUAAAAUAUUUAUCAUAUUCAUAUAUAUAUUAUUUAUUCAUACCAGUGUGCUGAAGUGUGUGUGUUUUAUGCUGAUAAGGUGCUAUUACCUACACAGCUGGAUGUAAGACGUGUAUAAGUAUGUAUGUAUGUGUGUCAGUGUGUAUGCAUGUGUGUAAUUGAAGUGAAACAUGUUUUAAAUGUUGUGAUAUGUAUUGUAAAACUUAAUUUUCACUAGAUAUUUUGAGUGUCAGAGCAAAUGCACAUUGAAAUUCUCUAAAUUUCUUUUGAUUGUUGGCCGUUCAUCAUAACUAGUCAGUUUGAAGGACAAUAUAGUCAUAAUAACUAAAAUUCAGUUUCACAAUUGGGUGAUUUGAGAGUUUAAUGAUAGAUAAAUGGAAAGGAGGGGUUUUGGCCACUGGAAUUGUAAAUGCUGUACAUUAUAUCACAAGGGGUUGUAAUUAUAAAAAAGGGGGAUUACUCAAGUUCUAAUCUUUUUCUCACUCUCUUUAUAUCCUCAUCUUUUAAGUUUUAGGUACACUCAGUGCUAUGUACUCUUAGUAGAUGUAUUGGAGAAAUAUUUGAUGUGGAUGGAAAAGUUGUUGAUAUUUGAACUUGUGAGCACAUGUCAUCAGAGCUGCAAGGAAGGGAAAUAUGUCAAUUUUAGAUAAAAGUAGAACAAGUUCACUAUUCUAGUGAACUUUGUUAGUUGUUUUUUAUUUGUUUUAACUUAUUUAUAUUUAUUUCUGUUUUUCUUCUGCCUUGUUUCCAUAUCUAUUUCACACAAGUCAUUAUCUGUAAAUGAUGAUAUUCUACAGUUUCUAUUGGGAAGAAUCAUUAUGAAAUAAAACAGUCAAGCAAGUUAACAAAUCAUGUUGGAAAAUUACAAAUUUAAGGAAACCAUGUGAACAGCUAAAAAUGACUUGUGUUAACUAGAUAUAUGUUUUUGUUUUAGUAGAGUCUUAGCAUUUUAAUAUUAGUGGGUUAUUUAUAGAAAUGGUGAAACAAUCUAACAUUUGCAAACUUAGGAGAAAACAAAAGCCAUGCAUUAUCUGCUUUAUGUGUUUGUAUCACUAGAGAAAAAUAUGCACAAAUAGGAUUAAAAUUUAGAUUAAUAUAAAUAGAAAUCUGUGAUGAAUAUGAGAGAAAGUAUUACAAUGAAGAUAUAUGUUUCGGUAGAACAAAUUUUAAGUGAGAGGAAUAAUAUGAAGAUGUGAUACCAGUCAUCUGUGAUACCAUGAUGGCAGAAUGAUGUGUAGACAAAUGAUGUGUAGACAAAUGUGUGUAGUUGCUUACUAUUGUUGUUACUCCUUACCUCUAAUGUUGUUUUAUUUAUUUUUACCUGUUCCCACGGAACUCAAAAUUCUCAUAUAUAUCAUUUGUAAUAAAUGUAUAAAAUAUAAA
Messenger RNA from Mytilus californianus (California mussel), 3832 nucleotides. Its product is annotated as M-phase inducer phosphatase-like. The record is from RefSeq and is a predicted model, not a curated record. The transcript has 16 exons. Gene Ontology annotation, biological process: positive regulation of G2/M transition of mitotic cell cycle; protein dephosphorylation; G2/M transition of mitotic cell cycle. Gene Ontology annotation, cellular component: cytoplasm; nucleus. Gene Ontology annotation, molecular function: protein tyrosine phosphatase activity. NCBI's taxonomy places the organism in Eukaryota, Metazoa, Mollusca, Bivalvia, Mytilida, Mytilidae. The coding region runs from base 426 to 2264 and encodes 612 amino acids.